Amaranthus tricolor (Joseph's coat) is the source of this 2591-nucleotide messenger RNA. RefSeq names its product amine oxidase [copper-containing] gamma 2-like. Gene Ontology annotation, molecular function: primary methylamine oxidase activity; quinone binding; copper ion binding. The coding region runs from base 178 to 2334 and encodes 718 amino acids. The transcript is spliced from 5 exons. The record is from RefSeq and is a predicted model, not a curated record. NCBI's taxonomy places the organism in Eukaryota, Viridiplantae, Streptophyta, Magnoliopsida, Caryophyllales, Amaranthaceae. Gene Ontology annotation, biological process: amine metabolic process.
UAUAAAUUUUAUUUGAGAGUAAUAUAUGAAAACAAAAAGAAUAUUUUUUUUAUUUUACACUAAGGUGCAAAAUAAAGUGACGUACCAUCCUAUGGCAGCCACAAGUGUCUCCAUUAUCACUCUACUCUACUUUGCACUCCUAUAAAACUAUUACUUUUACAUCAAAAACUUACAAACAUGGAGCCCAAAAAAUAUCUACGCUUCCUUGCACUUCUUCUCGUCACUUUCCUUCUUAUUGUGUUCAUAUUCAACAGAGAUUCAGACCUUCCUUCUUCUAGAAGCUUCCAUUCAGUUAACAAGGCCGCGGUUGAACUCAAGCUUCAACCGCGGCCACGAAAAAUUGUAUCGCAGGUCUCCGACGUGGCGCACCACCCGUUAGACCCGUUGACUAUCCAAGAGAUAAACCGGGUCCGGGUCAUAGUCUCUUCACACGCGCUCUUUAAAGGGGCAAAAUAUCACGCGCUUCAUUCGGUGGUUCUAGAAGAGCCGCCGAAGGCACGUGUGUUGAAGUGGAAAGAAGGUGAUCCAGUUUUUCCUAGGAAGGCUUCUGUUAUUGCGCGUGUUGAUGGGGAGACGCACGUGUUGAGUGUUGAUUUGGGUUCGGGUCGGGUUCAGAAGGUUGAUGUGGGUGAAUUGUCUGGGUAUCCGACUAUGACGAUUGAGGAUAUGAAUACGGCGACGUUUACACCGUUGGUGAGUAAAGAGUUUAAUCGGACGGUUGUGGAACGUGGAGUUGAUUUGAAGGACUUGGCUUGUUUGCCUAUAUCCUUAGGUUGGUAUGGCAAGAAAGAGGAAAAGAAAAGGUUGAUUAAGGUACAAUGCUACUCCAUGGAAGACACUGCUAAUUUCUACAUGCGACCAAUCGAAGGCCUAACUGUGAUCGUCGAUAUGGACACUAAUGAAGUCGUUGAGAUUUCCGAUAAUGGAAAGGACAUUCCCAUUCCAAAUGCUUUGGACACAGAUUAUCGUUUCUUGGCCCAAAAAAAUCUCCAUAAAAUCAAGCCAAUGAAUCCAAUAUCGAUUGAGCAGCCAAAAGGUCCAAGCUUCAAUAUCGAGAACAGGCACAUGGUUAAAUGGGCGAAUUGGGAGUUUCAUCUCAAACCCGAUCCUAGAGCUGGGGUGAUCAUAUCUCAGGCCAAGUUUCGAGAUCCAGAUACUAGGGAGCUAAGAAAUGUCAUGUAUAAAGGAAUGACCUCUGAGUUGUUCGUACCCUAUAUGGAUCCGACUGAUGCAUGGUAUUUCAAAACAUAUAUGGAUGCGGGUGAAUAUGGAUUUGGGUUACAAGCAAUGCCUCUUGUGCCGCUUAAUGAUUGUCCGAGAAAUGCAUAUUACAUGGAUGGUGUAUUUGCUGCUGGCGAUGGAAAACCAUAUGUUCGAUCAAAUAUGGUUUGUGUGUUCGAAAGAUAUGCAGGUGAUAUCGGAUGGCGCCAUUCAGAGUGUCCCAUUACAGGCAUGGAGAUUCGUGAGGCUAGACCGAAGGUGACACUAGUUGUUAGAAUGGCAGCAUCAGUAGCAAACUAUGACUAUAUUGUGGACUGGGAAUUUCAGACUGAUGGACUCAUUAACAUUAAGGUCGGACUAAGUGGUAUAUUGAUGGUUAAAGGCACACCGUAUACAAACACAAACCAAAUCCCGAACCAAGAAGACCUCUAUGGAACCUUGCUAUCAGAAAAUGUUAUCGGUGUUAUCCAUGACCAUUAUAUCACAUUUUAUCUUGAUAUGGAUAUUGAUGGAUCGGAUAAUUCCUUCGUGAAAGUGAACUUGCAAAGGCAACAAACCGCUCCUGGAGAGUCACCAAGGUCAAGCUACUUGAAAGCUACAAAAAGUGUUGCGAAGACUGAAAAAGACGCACAAAUCAAGCUCAAGCUUUACGAUCCAUACGAGUUUCACAUGGUUAACCCGAAUAAAAAAACUCGAGUAGGGAACCCGGUUGGGUACAAGGUAGUCCCUGCUGGCACUGCCGCUAGCUUACUUGAUCUUGACGAUCCACCCCAAAAGAGAGGGGCAUUCACCAACAACCAAAUAUGGGUUACUCCUUAUAAUAGAAGUGAGGAAUGGGCUGGUGGGUUGUUUGUUUACCAGAGUAAAGGUGAAGACACCCUUGCAGCAUGGUCUGAAAGGGACAGGGAUAUAGAGAACAAGGACAUUGUGUUGUGGUACACCUUAGGAUUUCAUCACAUACCUUGUCAAGAAGAUUUUCCAAUUAUGCCAACAGUGUCAUCGAGUUUUUCAUUGAAACCAGUCAAUUUUUUUGAGAAGAAUCCCAUUCUUGGAAUUUCGCCGAACUUUGAAAAGGAUCUUCCAGUUUGCCAAGCAUCUUCUUCAACUUCUUGAAGGGUCACACUGCUUCAAACUUAAUCCUGAGUUUGCUACCGAAUGUUGUAUGAUUGUAUGAUCAUACAGUAGUUCCCAGAAUCCCCAAGUCUUUAGAUAAUGCAUAGGGGAGUUUACUUCAAUAAGUAUAUGGAAUGUUCCAAUGAAUGAACUUUAUUGGAGUUCACUAAUUGACUGUAUUAUUGAUCAAACAGUAAUGCUUCAACUCAUUUGAGUGGAGUUGAUUGUACAGAUUAUUGAAGCUCAUUAGCCAUAAA